Pelodiscus sinensis (Chinese soft-shelled turtle) is the source of this 1687-nucleotide messenger RNA. NCBI's taxonomy places the organism in Eukaryota, Metazoa, Chordata, Testudines, Trionychidae. The record is from RefSeq and is a predicted model, not a curated record.
ACAGAAAUCCCUUUGGAAGGGAUAGAAAUGUCGUGUUAAAAGGGCGAGGAAAAGCCAUGAGAUCAGAGAACUCUGCAGCUGUUCUGUAGCCAGGGGCUUGGCUGUGCAGUGGGAUGCACUGAAAUAAUGACUUGGAGUGUCAAUUAUUGCAGCAGAACCAGUGAAGUUUAUUCACACCCCGAAGACUGGGACAGUUCUCAGAAGGAUCAAUCAGGGUGUGAUGAAAAUUCUCUCCAUCUGCCACAGCUCCAGAGCGAGAUCCUCCCUACCUCAUUUCAUUGUUUUCUUCCUCACGUGUUACGUGCACAAGAUGGAAUCAGCCCAGUUCACUGUGGUUGGACCUGGUCACCCUGUCACGGCCACUCUGGGUGGGGACAUCGCGUUACCCUGUCACCUGUCACCCAGCAUCAGCGCAGAGCACAUGGAGGUGAGAUGGUUCCGCUCUGAGAUCACUCCCUUUGUGCACCUGUACCAGCACAAGCAGGAUGAAUAUGUGCAGCAGAUGCCUGAGUACCGUGGCAGGACGAAGCUUUUGAAAGCCAGCAUCACAGAAGGGAUUGUUGACUUGAGAAUUAUCAAUGUGAGGCACUCUGACAAAGGACUGUACCGUUGUUCUGUUCAGGACGGUGACUUUCAUGAAGAAUCUGUACUGGAAUUGGAGGUCGCAGCUUUAGGCUCCGCACCUCGCAUCUCUGUUGAGGGUCACCAGGACGGAGGGAUCCGAGUGGUGUGUCAGUCGGCCGGAUGGUACCCACAGCCCCAGGUGCUGUGGAGAGAUCCCAAGGGGCAGCCUUUAUCUGCAUCCACUGAAACAAAGUCUGAAGAGGAAGGUGGUUUCUUUCAAAUAAAAAAUUCUAUCGUUGUAACGGAAAAUUCAAACAAGAAUUUGUCCUGUUCUAUGAUUAUAAUGGAAAAUUCAAACAAGAAUUUGUCCUGUUCUAUGAGGAACACACACCUGGACAAAGAAAGGGAAUCGGUGACUUUCUACAUAUCAGACUCCUUUUUCCCAAGAGCCUCUCCCUGGAUGGUGGGCUGGAGCGUGACCUUGAUGAUUUUGUUGUCAUUCAUCUGCCUGGCUUGGUUUCUAUUCAGAGUAAGAGGGAAACAUCUCGACACCAUCAGAAAAAUUCGCACAGAGCUGGAGUGGAGGAGAUCCCAAUGUGAUGCAGCCAACGUGACUCUGGAUCCAGACACGGCGCAUCCCCAGCUCGUCCUGUCGGAGGAUGGGAAAAGUGUGAGAUGGACAGACACACAUCAGCCACGGCCUGACACCCCAGAGAGAUUUGACACUAUGCGCUGUGUGCUGGGCCGUGAGGGCUUCACCUCGGGGAGACAUUGCUGGAAGGUGGAGGUGGGGGGUGGGCGAUACUGGGCUGUGGGGGUGGCCAGAGAGUCUCUGAACAGGAAGGGAUGGGUCAGCCUGAGUCCGAAGGGCGGGAUCUGGGCUGUGGGGCGGUGCGGGGAUCCGUUCCGGGCUCUCACUGACCCUGAGACCCCCCCCACUCUGAGCCCCCACCACAGGAUCUAUGUUUGUCUGGACUGUGACCGGGGGCAGGUGACAUUUAUCGAUGCUGAGACCGAGGCCUCGAUCUUCACUUUCCCACCAGGCUCCCUCCCUGGGGAGAGAAUCCGACCCUGGCUCAUGGUGGGGUGGGACACAAACACCAGGCUCCGACUGUCUCCUUGA